This is a messenger RNA of Clonostachys rhizophaga, 918 nucleotides long. The record is from the annotation of a GenBank genome assembly. NCBI's taxonomy places the organism in Eukaryota, Fungi, Ascomycota, Sordariomycetes, Hypocreales, Bionectriaceae.
AUGAGCUCUAUCGCAGUCGGUGUUUGCGGGUCCGCUGCUCUGGCGGUCGCGUUGGCUGGCGCCCUCUACGCCGUCAACGCCUCCUUCACGAGAGUCCCCAAGAGGAUCAGAGACACGACGACUUCCGCUUGGUUGAGGGCAUGCGCUAUCCUGACGACGAUAUGGAUCGCGAUAUGGCUGAUCACUGCUAUCAUAAACGCCGUCUUCAUCAUUACUCUCCGGCUGCCACUUUUCCUGUAUAGACUUUCACAACACUUGACUAUGCUUAAUGCUCUCACGGGCGCAUCAUCUAUAUGCUUGCUCCUCAUCAUCCAGACCGUCAUUCUGUCCAUCAGCACUUGGAACGCAGGUUCCCCGAUCCGCGACUUUGUCCAUGGGGCGUAUCGCUUCAUAAUCCUGGGUCUUCUUCUGCUCUUGCCUCUUUCAGUAGCCAGCGUUGCCUUGUCCGAGUAUCACUACUUGAACAGCGGCGACAUGGGUCAUCUGCGAUCUAUCAUUGCUCUUUUUCUCAUCGACGGCUUCAUCGCCAUCAUCAAACUCGUUGCAGUUGGUUUGAACUUGAUCUUCCUUCGAUCCAAAGCUCGCUCUUCCCCAGUCCCAUACCAUAAACCCCUACUCAUCAUCAAUCUCUUGUCAUUCGGGCGGGAUGCCUUUCAAGUCAUCUUCAUAUCCCUCAUCAGACUGGGACUCGCUCGCAAAAACGGUAGAUACCUACCAGUCAAUGCCAUCAUCGUGCUGUCCGUGUUGAGCAUCAUCAUCGUCUCCUGGGCAACUGUGGCCUGUCUCGUUAUGGUGGUCGAUAUCGUCGCAGAUUAUGCCACCGCCCCAGCCGAGCCAGCUGUACAGCCAGACGAACAACCAGACGAGACUAGUCCUCUUCUAGGGCGCGACGAGAGUCGGGUUGCCACGGCUGCGUAG